AGGCGAACGGUUUUGUCUUAUCGAUAAGAUAUUUUUUGCGCUCGCUCUGUAAAACAUCCCACCCAUUUUUACGUCGCAUUUUGUUCCCAGCCAUUCUGCGAUACCCUCGACCGCUAUUCGGACAACUUUCCCCUUGGUCGAAUAUCACAUACAAUCUUUCACAAUGGCUGCUACAAAGCAUCUCCUCGCUGAUAGUGAGGAUGCCGUCGUCGACCGACCCUCCAAGAAGACCAAGGUCACCGACGUCGACGAGAAGGCUCGUUUAAAGAAGGAGAAGAAGGAGCGCAAGGAGAAGAAGAAAGAAAAGAAGCGCAAGACUGAAGAGGAGGAGAUACCUGCUGACAAGGCUGGCGAUUCUGAGGCUGAGCGUGCUGAGCGCAAGAAGGCUAAGAAGGAGAAGAAGAAGGAGAAGAAGGCCAAGGCCGCCGAGGAGUCUGCUGAGACUACUGAAGCUGUUGAGGAGGCUCCCAAGGAGAAAAAGUCCAAGAAGGAGAAGAAGGCCAAGGUUUCUUCUGAGUCUUCUGACGACGCUGCCUCCGACGGCGCUUACGUCCAGACCAUGAGCCUCUCCAACGUUCCUCAAGCCGAGAUUGACGAAUUCCUCUCCAAGAACCAGAUCACCAUUACCGACCCCAAGACCGAGACCGUCACUCUUCGCCCCGUUCUGGAAUUCCACCAACUUCCCGCCACAAACCUCCUCGAGAAGAAGCCCUCGCCAUUCGCCAACUACAAGGCCCCUACACCUAUCCAGUCCGCUUCAUGGCCCUUCACUCUCUCUGGCCGCGAUGUUAUCGGUGUCGCUGAGACGGGAUCCGGAAAGACCAUGGCUUUCGCACUUCCCUGUGUUGAGGCUGUUUCUGGUGUCCAGCACAAGGGCACCAAGGCUGUUAUUGUUUCGCCUACACGAGAACUCGCCAUGCAGACUUAUGAGCAGAUGGCUUCCGUGGCUGCGCUGAACAAGCUCAAGUGUGUGUGUCUCUACGGUGGUGCUUCCAAGGAUGAUCAGCGAAACCUCCUCCGCCGUGGCGCUGACAUCAUUGUCGCUACUCCCGGUCGUCUUAAGGACUUCAUGUCCGAUGGAACCGUUGAUCUUAGCCAGGUUACUUUUGCUGUUCUUGACGAGGCCGAUCGUAUGCUUGACAAGGGCUUCGAGGACGAUAUCAAGCAGAUCCUGGGUGCCUGCCUUCCUCGCGAGAAGCGCCAGACACUCAUGUUCACAGCUACAUGGCCUCAAUCCGUCCAAACCCUCGCCUCUUCCUUCAUGGUCAGCCCCGUAAAGAUCGCCAUUGGACCCGGCGGUAAGGAGACAGCCGAUGGAUCUGUUGAGCUGCAAGCCAACUCAAGAAUUACACAGCGAGUUGAGGUUGUUGAGCCCAGAGAUAAGGAGUUCCGUCUGCUUCAGCUUCUGAAGGAGCACCAGCAGGGUAAGCAGAAGAACGACCGUAUCUUGGUCUUCUGCCUGUACAAGAAGGAGGCUACACGCGUGGAGAACUUCUUGAGCCGUAAGGGUAUCCGUGUUGGUGGUAUUCACGGUGAUCUGCGACAGGAGCAGCGAACAAGGAGUCUGGAGGCCUUCAAGUCUGGAGCCACUCCUGUUCUUGUCGCUACUGAUGUCGCUGCUCGUGGUCUUGAUAUUCCUGAGGUCAAGCUCGUUAUCAACGUUACAUUCCCCUUGACUAUUGAAGAUUACGUCCACCGCAUUGGCCGAACUGGCCGUGCUGGCAAGACUGGUGAGGCCAUUACCUUCUUUACCGUUGAGGACAAGUCGCACUCCGGCUCGCUCGUCAACAUUCUCCGAGGUGCCAACCAGCCCGUACCCGAAGAUCUUCUCAAGUUCGGCACCACCGUCAAGAAGAAGGCUCACGACAUGUACGGCGCUUUCUUCAAGGAUGUCGACAUGAACGCCAAGUCGACCAAGAUCACAUUUGAUUAAGAAAUUACAACUAUUAUGGGAGCACUAUUGUUUUGCGGCUUUGCGACCGCGGA
This is a messenger RNA of Fusarium redolens, 1986 nucleotides long. RefSeq names its product P-loop containing nucleoside triphosphate hydrolase protein. Gene Ontology annotation, molecular function: RNA helicase activity; ATP binding; RNA binding. Gene Ontology annotation, cellular component: nucleolus. Gene Ontology annotation, biological process: rRNA processing. NCBI's taxonomy places the organism in Eukaryota, Fungi, Ascomycota, Sordariomycetes, Hypocreales, Nectriaceae. The record is from RefSeq and is a predicted model, not a curated record. The transcript has 3 exons. The coding region runs from base 164 to 1933 and encodes 589 amino acids.